Molecule: messenger RNA, 702 nt
Organism: Acanthosepion pharaonis
Lineage: Eukaryota; Metazoa; Mollusca; Cephalopoda; Sepiida; Sepiidae
Source: the annotation of a GenBank genome assembly
AUGUUCUCUUUCUCGCUCACACUCUCUACUUCCCUUUUCUUAUUUCUCUUUUCUAAUUUCUUCCUUUUGUUUUUCUUUCCCUUGUUCACUCUCUUUCUUACUUCUUAUUUUUCUCUCUCUUUCUCCCAACAUGUUCUCUCUCCCACAUCGCUACUUCACUUUUCUUACUUCCCUCUACUAAUUCUUUCCCUUUUUUCUCUGUUUUUCUUACUAGUUUAUUCACUGUCUUUUUCUCUCUUUCCAAUUCACCCCUCUCUCUCUCUCUUUUUCUCUCUCUCUCUCUCUGUCUUUGUAUUUCUCUCUCAAACAGUGUCUAAUAAUUUUUCGUUUUUUUUUUUUGUUAUCAACAUUUCUUUUAGGUCUUUGCUACAAGAGACCGCCUGUAUUCUCCUUUUUUUCUCCUUUUUUUGGCAUUUUCUUUCUUUUCUUUUUUUCUUUUUAUCUUUUUUUUCAUUUUAUUUUUUGCUUUCGAUUUUACUUGAACGUCUUCAUGAUUGUUUUAAUUUUCUUUUACUUUCCUUCUUUUCCCUUCUUUUUUUCUUUUUCUCUUCGUUUCUUUCAUUUUUCUCUUCUGUCGUCUUUUUGAUAUGUUCUUUCUUUUUUCUUCUUUUUGAACUGUUCACAUUUCUAUAUUUCUUUUUCUCUUUUUCAGCACUUCUUUGUCUUGUUUUCUUUGUCUUCUUUAGCCUUUCUUUCUUUUAA